UACGUAACAUGCUAACCGGAAGUCAGUGACACUAGCGGCGGCUAAUCAAAAACGAUGUAAAAAUCUCCUACAAUCAUGCACGCGAAAGAAUGUAAACAUCACAUAGAAAAUCCGUUAUGCACUUACCACAACAUUGUUUAAUUGUUUCAAAGGAAGUUAAUUAACAAGGAGCCAAAACGUGCUACAUCACAGAGGUGUUUACUUUACCUUGGUUACCACAAGGAUUUAUAUUUAACGUUAGCUAGUGGUUAAAUGAAAACACUCACGCUCUGAGGCUACUGUGUGGCCGACAUAUCUGUUACAACUGAACUGCAGAUAAAGAGAAAACAAUAAUCGGGUAAGUACCCAAGAUGUUUGCUUUGUGUUCGACAGGUGUGAUAAACGAGCUCGUGCUGUUGUGAUAGGAACCAUGUCUUCAAUAAGGUGAAUGAGUGAGGCUGACUUCUUCCCCUCUGCUGAUAUGGCAGAGAUCAAUCGUAUCCAUUAUGAACUUGAAUAUACAGAAGGCAUCAAUCAACAGAUGCGGAUCCCGGAGAGGCUCAAAAUUUCCCACAACCUAUCAGAGGAACCGCCUGGCUCCCUUAUACAUCGAUCCCACACUACCAUGAUGCAUGUGCCAGAGCGGAUUGUAGUUUCAGGAGACGGCAAUGAUGCUCGCUUCAGUAGACCAAGAGAUCUGGAUCUGAUUCAGUCCACGCCUGUAGAGACAGUUGAACUGAAGACACCACCUCAAGUUCUCACCCUCAAUGAUCAACCCCUGGACUUCCUAGAGCCAGAACCAGUAGGCAACUCCACUGCCCAACAAAGAGAAGAGAUGCGAUCUCACUUGAGGUCAAGUAAGGAGCGCUGUAGGCCUGAGAACGCUACAAUGCGCCGCAGUGGGCAAAUAAACAAACAUGAUUUUGCAAGCCCAUCACCAUCUCGUGGUCUGGUUCGUGUCUGUCCUCCUCUCAUUAGCCCUGAGGACAGUCAGAAUCUUAACACUGGGCUCCUCAACUACAUCAAGAAUACGACUCGCAGGGCUUACCAGCAAAUCCUCGAGGUGCUGGAAGACAGUAACCGCAAUCGAACUGCUGUUUUCAAUUUUGAGGCUAGUCUGGAGAACACCUCCGAUGAUGCUGUCUUAACAGAUGCUGCAUCAUUGCGACGACAGAUCAUAAAGCUAAACCGAAGACUGCAGCUGCUGGAGCUCGAGAACAAAGAGCGAGCCAGGCGUGAAAUGGUCAUUUAUUCUCUCACUGUUGCAUUCUGGUUAGUUAACUCCUGGAUCUGGGUGCGACGCUAGAAUGCUCUUUGCUCUAAUAUUUAAGAAAAUAAAGUUCAGCUAAAAUAUUUGUUAUUUUUACCUUUUUAGUUAGGUUCUUAGUAAGUGGAAAAAUGGAACGCUACAGAAUUUUCAGUUGCACUUGCAAUAACCAAAAUGUCUAGCCAUGCUCUGAGAAAUAUAAUGUAUGUAGUUAUUGUUGUUGCAUUCCCAAAAAUGAUGCUGUUUUUUGUAAAUGUUUUAAUAUGUGAAGACAGUUUUGUGGUCCAGUGCAGUGUUACAAUCUACUGUAAAUGCUGUAAUAUUUUGUUAGGUAUCGUUUUUCAAUCCUGGAAGCUGAAACUUAUCUUUCAUUUAAAAUACUGAAUCAUUAUUUAUGGAACAAUAUAUUUAACGUUGUGGGAUCACCAAAAAUAAAAGGUCAAAUUCAUGCAUUGUCUAUGUAUGUGAAUUUCAUACUGUGACGAUAAUAAAUGGGUCCUAUGGUGUGACAGCAAAAAUGCAGAAAUAAAAUCUAUAUAAAAUAGA
Messenger RNA from Triplophysa dalaica, 1792 nucleotides. RefSeq names its product mitochondrial fission factor b (gene mffb). The record is from RefSeq and is a predicted model, not a curated record. The coding region runs from base 428 to 1285 and encodes 285 amino acids. The transcript has 7 exons. Gene Ontology annotation, cellular component: peroxisome; mitochondrial outer membrane. NCBI's taxonomy places the organism in Eukaryota, Metazoa, Chordata, Actinopteri, Cypriniformes, Nemacheilidae. Gene Ontology annotation, biological process: positive regulation of mitochondrial fission.